This is a messenger RNA of Capsella rubella, 1505 nucleotides long. RefSeq names its product dehydrogenase/reductase SDR family member on chromosome X. The record is from RefSeq and is a predicted model, not a curated record. The coding region runs from base 160 to 1290 and encodes 376 amino acids. The transcript has 11 exons. Lineage: Eukaryota; Viridiplantae; Streptophyta; Magnoliopsida; Brassicales; Brassicaceae.
AUGUGUAACUUUGUUGUGAUGAUGGUGAUUUAGAAUUCAAAUCCAAAUCCUUAGUCUUUCUCCCUUUUAACUCCAGUCUGGUUGAUUUGAUCGAGGCGAAGUUCCGAGGGUUUUGAUUCAAGUCUUUGCUGCAGUUUCCUGACUCGUUUUGGAUCUCGGAUGAUGAAAGAGGUAAAGGAGGCUUUUCGUUUUGUAUGUUCAUCUGAGUUGUGGAGGAUGGCUCUUGUUUGGAGUAUCAGUCUUGUUUCUUCUUACUUUCAAUUGCUUAGAGCAAAGAUCUUUGGCUCAAGAUCUAUUCCCAUUUCUUGCUCCAUCAAUCCACAUAAUGUAUCUUCGAGACCCAUUUGUGUUAUCACUGGUGCUACUUCUGGGAUUGGUAAGGCCACUGCAGUUGCUCUUGCAGAGAAGGGUUUCUACGUUGUUCUUGUUGGACGGUCCUCUCAGCAUCUUUCAGAGACACUGAAGGAAAUCAAGAGCAAGAACAAAGAUGCGCAACUCAAAUCUUUCGAAGCCGACAUGUCUUCUUUUCAAUCAAUCUUGAAGUUUAAAAACUCUCUAGAGCAAUGGCUCUCAGACUCAGAGUUACAUCCUUCGAUUCAGCUUUUAGUGAACAAUGCUGGGAUACUAGCAACUUCAAGUCGCCCAACCAUUGAAGGUUAUGAUAAGAUGAUUGCUACAAACUAUAUUGGUCCAUUCUGUUUGACAAAGCUUCUUUUGCCACUUCUGAGAAAGAGCAAUGUUCCUUCACGGGUCGUGAACGUUACAUCAUUCACACAUCGUUCAGCUUCUCUUCACAAGUUUGACAGGGAUUCUGUUACUGGAGCGUGUUAUUCGACAUCAAACCAGUAUCCUUGUGCUCAAAUCUAUGAGUAUUCUAAAUUAUGUCUUCUACUUUUCUCAUAUGAACUGCACAGACAGCUUCGGAUCAUAGACGACUCAAACCAUGUCUCUGUAAUAGCUGCUGAUCCAGGAUUUGUGAAAACAAAUAUAAUGCGUGAGCUUCCUUCUUGCAUAACUUCCAUGGCGUUUCUUGGCUUCAGAAUUAUUGGCAUCCUGCAGUCACCAGAUGCUGGAGCUGAAUCUAUCAUCGAUGCCGCUUUAUCCGCACCUGAGAGAUCAGGUAGUUACUAUUUUGGAGGAAAAGGAAAGACGAUAGAAUCAUCAAAAGUUUCUAAAAGUACAAAGCUUGCAAAACAACUGUGGGAUACGAGUUGUGAUCUGUUCAGUGAGUUGCAGCUGCUUCAGUCACAAACAACACAAGUUAUGCAAGAGACCAAAAAUCCUGUAUAGAUUCUUCUAAUCCUCUAUAGUAAUGGCUUCCUAUAUUGUAUUUGUUGUUAAAUAAAAUGGUGAUGAUUCUCUCAUAGUUGUGAAUUCUAGUGACUCUCAAAAGUCAAACGAUUAGAUGAGAUAUACCUUGUGAUUUUGUGUCAUAUUGCAAAUCAUAUUCUUGUAAAUGAAUAUUACAACCGAAUCAUUUCUUUGAUUUGUAAAGUGAUGGAAAA